AUGUUUGAAGAGCGUUGUUACCAGAAGUUUCCCUCGCCACUUGUCUGGUGGGCUGCAGAGAACUAUUGUCAAGCUCUUGGUGGUCAUCUGGCGGCUGUCAACACACUAGAGGAAAACGACUUCCUCCGAGACAACAUUGGAAACGGAUGGAUAGGGAUGAAACUCGUGUGCGACGAUUGUAUGGCCAGGAAGACAGCCUGUGGGAAUAUACGAUGCGGCAUCCCUGACCAAUACCGCUGUGGGCUGAUCUACUCUCCCGGAUACCCGACUGCCUUCCCUUCUUCAGUGAUCUGCCUGUGGACCAUCGAGGGUGCUCCCGGAAGCUUCAUAACUCUUCUGCUGCUAGAUGUAGAUCUGCCCGGAUACUCGGGAGGUGCCUGCACCAGCCGUGUGCUGCAGGUCAGGGAUAGGUUCCUGACGGUAGGAUGGAACACGAUCCACGGGCUGUGUCGCGGCGAGGGCGAACAGAAGCGUUACGUGUCGAGCUCCAACGAAAUGCAGUUGGCCAUGUUGGCGACGAGCAGCAAUUCUGAUUUUGGCGACAGUCGCGGGUUUAUGGCUACGUUCAAUGUCAGUACGUUCAGCACUAGCCGACAAGUGCAGAACCUACCUGAUGAUGCAGGUAAUUUCUACACGUUAUUUCUAUUUUAUUUUACUUGA
Molecule: messenger RNA, 660 nt
Organism: Branchiostoma floridae (Florida lancelet)
Lineage: Eukaryota; Metazoa; Chordata; Leptocardii; Amphioxiformes; Branchiostomatidae
Product: dorsal-ventral patterning tolloid-like protein 1
Exons: 2
Coding region: 1-660 (219 amino acids)
Source: RefSeq, a predicted model, not a curated record